This is a messenger RNA of Onychostruthus taczanowskii (white-rumped snowfinch), 1760 nucleotides long. RefSeq names its product ribosomal RNA processing 15 homolog (gene RRP15). The transcript is spliced from 5 exons. Gene Ontology annotation, cellular component: preribosome, large subunit precursor. The coding region runs from base 460 to 1242 and encodes 260 amino acids. Gene Ontology annotation, biological process: maturation of 5.8S rRNA; maturation of LSU-rRNA. Lineage: Eukaryota; Metazoa; Chordata; Aves; Passeriformes; Passeridae. The record is from RefSeq and is a predicted model, not a curated record.
GCAUUAAUUUAUUUUUAUCGUUGCCAUGUCCAUCCACAGUGGCCCCCCGCUGGGGGGAAGCGAACAAUCAGCCCGAGCUUUGCCGUGCUGGAGCGGUUCCCAAGGUACUUUCCAUGCUCCAGGUGAGCGCAGCUCGCGGCACAGGGAGCCCCGGGAGGCCCCGAUCGGGCCCUGCCUGGGACCGACCCCACGACGGCACCUGUAAAGGCUGGAACAGCCGGAGGCUCCGCGCAGGUCUGCACAGAGCAGCAGGCAGGGCCUGGGGGGCAGGAGGGCGCAGCCAGCCCUGUUUGCUCUACCCACGGGCCCAUUUCUGCCCGCCCGGAGGCCCUGACCCCACUCGCCUCCGGCCCCGCCCCGGAAGCGCCUCUCGCUUGCCCGGAACCCCAGGAGCCGGAACGCCGCUUGGCGGCUUGGAGGUCGGGGUGGAGCGCGGUACUUGGGCGGACCGUGGGGAAGAUGGCGGCGGCCGUGGCGGGCCCACGUGGGCAUGGAGCCGCGGACACGGACAGCGGUUCUGAGUUAAGCUCAGAACUUCCAGAAGACAGCUACUCUUCGGGAGGUGAAGCCCUGGAUGGUGAUGAUGAAGAUGAAGCAGCAGUCCCUGGCAGUGUGGCUGAAGAGGCAACAAGCUGCAAAGAUGGCCCAAGUUCAGGAUGGGCAGAUGCCAUGGCAAAAGUGCUCAACAAAAAGAUUCCACAGAAUAAAUCCACCAUCUUGGCCAAGAAUAAAAGCCUAGAGAAGGAAAGAGAGAAAAAAAACCAAGAGAGGCAAGAAAAGAAGAUGAGGCUCGAUAAAAAGCGGGAAUGGGAAAUGAUGUGCCGAGUGAAGCCAGAUGUUGUCAAAGACCGAGAGAAGGAAAGAAAUCUUCAGAGAAUUGCCACAAGAGGUGUUGUACAAUUAUUCAACGCUGUCAGGACGCACCAGAAGAAAAUGGAAGAGGAGGUGAAGAAAGCAGGGAGCUCUGAGAGGAAGCGUGCUAAACUGAUGUCUUCUGUUUCAAAGAGAGAUUUCAUUGAUGUUCUAAGAAAUAUGGAGGGGGCUAAAGGAACCAAGAAUUCUGCUGGAAUGGCCACUAAAAGUAAACAGGGUGAAGUGAAGUCUGAAGAGGGGCCAGAAUGGAAUAUACUGCGUGAUGACUUCAUGAUGGGAGCAUCUAUGAAGGACUGGGACAAGGAAAGUGAUGGAGAGGGCAACAGUGAAGAAGGAGGUGGUCUGAAACAAGAAGAUGACAGUGACUGAAUGAAACUGAAAACCAUUCAAGAUAAUGUUUUAUCUUCUUAAGUUUGUUUGGAUAAGAAGUCAGCAUUCUAUGAAUGUACAACACUUGGAGGAUACCUCUUUUAAAAGAAAAAAAAAAAAAGACUUGGAGUGUUUUCUCUUCCAUGUCAAACUUUUAUUUAAUAUAGCUCCAUUUGCUAUACUGAAAUCCUGAAAUAUUUUCCAAAACAAGUAUAAUUUUCAACAUAUUUCCAAAAUAUUUUGUACAGUCAAAAUAGUGGCACUUGCCCAAUGAAAGAUAGAUUUUGCCAAGGUCAUUAAAAGUUUACACAUUAGUCAUGGCAAUUGAUGUAUUAGUGUUCCUGCAUUUCCAAAUCACUGCUGCACUUUGAAAAGUUGUUGCAAUUUGCAAUAGAAAUGGCUUACAAUAAACACAGAAAUGCCGUCACCUUGUAAAGUUUUCGGACUCCUAUAGAGUCCUUACUGCUUUGGCCAGAAAGGGUUCUGUAGAUAAUAAAGGAAAGUAACUAUUAAUGUGA